CAGAGAUACGUUCGCAAAACAAUUUCUGGCUUUACGUCCAAAUGAGUUUUUAAUUAACUAUCUUGGCUUAAAACUAGGAUGUAGAUUCUCUCUCAAUUAUUUUGACAAAGAGGUGAUCGCGCAGUUGGCUAAACUGUGGAUUAACAAACUAGGGUAAAUCGAAAUUGAUAUACUACAAGGACUUCAAGAUUAGCCUCUCCGAUUCCUCCAGAUAAUUGAGCAUCCUUCAAAAUGCAACGCGUAAAGUAUGCCGACAGCGGCGUUUUCAGUUGCUCACAAACCCGCGGUUUACCGGGAUUACCUCCCUUACCGCCAUCUCACGAAACACCUUCAGAAUUAUAUCAGAUCGUGUUACGUCAUAGUGAGCACCCCCCUAUAAUGAAGGACCCUUCCUGGACAAGAGCAGCACCCUUCAAAGAGACAGCUCAUGCUAGAACACCCAGUGAAUCAAUUGGUAAUAACUACACUCCAACAGCAAGCAGCUUGAAGAUUAGAAAUUUAGCAAAAGUACAGCCUCCAGCCAGACUGCCUUCAAGAAUACCAGCUCAGCAAGGUUCCAAAGAACCAACAUCACCCAGGAGAAGGCCUGUUGUGCCAGGUCCACAUGCCAGAAGUAAAUCAGAAGGAGAAAAACUUCUAUUACCUCCUAGCCGGGCCAUGACUCCAGCAGAACAGUUGGAUAUUAUAAGAUCUUGUGAGGUUGUAGAAAGUAUGGAUGAAGGGGCAGUCUCAAAGCGUGACUUAGAGCGUUAUAAGUACUACAUUUCUCGUGGAGUACCAGAUCACUCCCUUGCAGCACAGGAUCAAGAAGUAAUGGAGAGAAUAGUUCAAAAAAGAAUCCCUGAUAAACUGGCAAGAAAUAGUGAACUUGAUCCUCUUAUUACAAAACUCAAACAAGAAGUUGGCGGAGACUAUGACUUCAGUGUCCGCAAAUCUAUUGUUGACUAUAUUCUGAUGGAUCCCAGUGAAAGACAAAGACUGCACAUCAAAGAAAUACCAAAACCUUUUCCUCAGAGGACUGUAAGAGCUCCUGUUCCAUGGCACAAUUCUUAUCGAACAGCAAAAGAGGCCUGUACAAAGAACUUGUUUAUCACCAACCCAGUGAUGAUGAAGAUUCAGAACCUCUGGUAUGACAGUUUCUCCGAGGUGCGUUUUGUUGAUGGAGACAAGCUACUUGCAUCAGGGCUUCCUGUUACACCAACAGAGUUUGAAUCUCUUGUAAAACAGCAGUGUGCAAAGACAAGAGAAUUCCUAAAAAGAAAAUGGAUUCCAGCAUGUGCCAAAAUCCUUAUUGAACAACGUCAGGAGUGGAUGCACUUAGUACCAAGUUCUGAGGGUGAAUCUACUGCUCUUGUGGAGCAGUUCUUUGCGUGUCUUGCUGCCCUUAUGUCAACACAGCUUCGAAGUUUAGUCAUCAAUUCCCUUGCAGACUUUGUCAGUUUUUUAAGCAUGUACAAGGAUGGGAAUGACUUUGAAGAUAAUUACUCAGACCUGCAAUAUGUCAUGAAGGAGAUUAUGAUCAUUCAGCUGAAAAUUGACAGUGGAAAGUUGACGUUUGACCCUCCAUUCAGAGAGCUACGGGAUAUCUUGCUCAGAUUGUUGACAGACAUUGUUCAAAAUGCAGAAGAUCUGCCGAGAGUUGAAAUUGAACUGUUUCCUGACAUGAAAGACAAAAGGCUGUUUUUGUGCUCUGUACAUGUUGAUGAAGCUCUUGUUCAGGACUACAUGAAUCAAGCUGUAGACAUCUUUAAGCUCAACACCGUUGGACCUCAAAAGUAUCUCAAUACAUACAAGAAAUAUCAGGACUUACUGAACAACAAGGCUGACACAGAGAUCAACACUUUCAUUCAAGAUGAGCCCGUUUUGUUGGCUUUAUCCAAGAAAAUUGAUUCCUACCUGAAUCUCUCCAAAGAGAUUGCCUCCUUGCACAUCACUGUUCCUCUUAACAUGCUCUGUUUGAAUUGUGAUGAUGUCAACCAGGAGCUGUCUGCCCGUGCUGUGAGACUAGCCGACAGAAUGAUACAGUAUGUUGUGGAUCAGAACAGGGACAAAAAUAGAGGGUUGUGUAAAUCCUAUGACGAGAUAUCGGACAAAGUGCAAGAGAUGCCAGAUAAUACAAGUGACUUGGUAGCACUGACCCACUACUUGGAGAAUGCUAGCUCUGUUACUGUUGUCAACUUACAGACCGCCGUUGAUGAGGCUGGAGAGAGACUGCUAUUUUUACUUGAUUAUGCCACACUUCCAUAUGAAGACCUAAAAUUGAACAGCACUGUAUUUCACUGGCCGGAACAUAUUCAGAAGAUCUUUGAGCUCAGCAGGAACCGAAUAGGACACAGAAAGGAUCUGGCUAUGGAUGAAGUCAAAAGAAAGGUCAAGGCAUUUGAAGAUAAACUUCAUGGGUACAACAAGGAAGUUGAAGCCUUUAGGAAGAAAGAGAUCAUGGCUGCUGAUGAGAUGAAAAAGAAUGUUGAGAAGCUCGAUGAGCUUGAGGAAUCACUGAAAAACGCGCAGGAGGAAUUGAUUCAAUUAAAUACUGAGGAAGAAUUACUGGAAUUUGAGGCCACACAGUUCCCAAUACUUCAAGCAAUGGUUGCAUACAAAGAACCCUACGACAAACUGUGGAGGACAACACUGUCAUUCCACAACAAGAAUGAAGCUUGGCUGAAUGGUCCAUUUACGGACAUAAAUGCAGAGGAGGUCGAGGAGGAAAUUGGUGGCAUGUACAGAACAGCAUUGAAACUAACCAAGACAUUUAGUGACGCUCCAGGUCCCAGACGAGUGGCUGACAGUGUCAAGAGUAAGGUGGACAAGUUCAAAGUUCACAUUCCAUUGUUGCAGAUCAUUUGUAAUCCUGGAUUGAGAGAACGACAUUGGGAGCAGAUGAGCGAAGUUGUCGGGUUUAACAUCAAACCCGAGCCAACAACGUCCCUCUGUAAUAUGCUGGAAUACAAUCUUCACAAGUUCACUGAAAAACUUGAUGAGAUAAGUGGCGCGGCCAGUAAGGAGUUUGGCUUGGAGAAAACUAUGGAGAAAAUGAAGGUUGAAUGGAAAGAUAUGUACUUUGAACUCACUCCUUACAGAGACACGGGUGUGUCAAUCCUGUCAGCUGUGGAUGAUAUUCAGUUGUUGCUUGAUGAUCAUAUCGUCAAGGCUCAAACCAUGAGUGGUUCCCCAUUUAUCAAACCCUUUGAGGCAGACAUCAAGGAAUGGUGCGAAAGGCUCAUUGAAAUGCAAGAUAUCAUUGAUGCAUGGCUCAAGUGUCAGGCCACAUGGUUGUACUUGGAGCCGAUUUUUAGUUCAGAGGAUAUCAUGGCACAGAUGCCCGAGGAGGGAAGAAAGUUUGGAAUUGUAGACAGCUACUGGAAAGACAUCAUGACAGAAGCGGGAAAAGACACACAAGUGCUUAUGGCUACGGCGCAGCCUAACAUGUUGGGAAGACUGAACGAGGCUAACCAACUGCUCGAGGAGAUUCAGAAGGGUCUCAAUGCUUAUCUGGAGAAGAAACAGCUCUUCUUUCCGAGGUUUUUCUUCUUGUCAAAUGACGAGUUGUUGGAGAUCUUAUCAGAAACCAAAGAUCCUCUUCGAGUACAGCCGCAUCUGAAGAAAUGUUUUGAAGGAAUUGCAAGACUUGAGUUCACAGAGGAUCAGGAAGUGGUGGGAAUGAUCAGUGCAGAGAAUGAAACUGUUCCAUUCUCCACCAAAAUCAUCCCAGCCAAAGCUAAGGGAAUGGUGGAGAAGUGGCUGAUUCAAGUUGAAGAAGUCAUGAUCAACAGUCUCAAGAAAGUCACAGAAGAUGCUGUAAAUGCCUAUAACCAGACUCCCCGGGGCAAGUGGGUCCAAGAGUGGCCUGGGCAGAUCAUUUUGGCAUGUAGCGGUAUAUUUUGGACUUCCGAAGUAUCACAAGCCUUGCUGGAGAAAGAUGGGUUGAAGGAUUACCUUGCCAAGUCUAAUUCUCAAAUUGAAACCAUUGUUGCCCUUGUCCGAGGGAAACUGGAUUCUGGUAUCAGGAUCACGCUUGGCGCGCUCACUGUAAUUGAUGUGCAUGCUCGUGAUGUGGUGGCAAAGAUGUACCAAGAUGGAGUCAACAGUGCAAAUGAUUUCCAGUGGCUGUCACAGCUUAGAUAUUACUUUGAAGAUAGGAAGACCAUAGUGCGAAUGAUAACAACCAGUAUUGACUAUGGAUAUGAAUACCUUGGUAACAGUGGUCGUUUGGUGAUCACACCUCUCACAGACAGAUGUUACAGAACUCUGAUGGGCGCCAUUAAACUCAAUCUUGGUGGCGCUCCCGAGGGGCCUGCUGGGACAGGUAAAACCGAAACCUGCAAGGAUCUGGCUAAGGCUGUGGCAAAACAGUGCGUGGUUUUCAAUUGUUCUGACGGCCUCGACUACAAAGCCAUGGGUAAAUUCUUCAAAGGAUUAGCGCAGGCGGGGUGUUGGGCCUGUUUUGACGAGUUCAACAGAAUCGAACUUGAGGUGUUAUCUGUAGUAGCGCAACAGAUUCAUACGAUUCAGAAAGCCAUUGCAGACAGAAAGGCGAAGUUUAUCUUCGAAGGAACAGAACUUGUUCUCAAUCCAACGUGCACAAUGUUUAUCACGAUGAACCCUGGCUAUGCAGGGCGGCAGGAGCUUCCCGAUAAUCUCAAGGUUCUUUUCCGCACUGUGGCGAUGAUGGUUCCUGACUAUGCAUUAAUCAGUGAAAUCUCCCUCUAUUCCAUGGGAUUCUUGGACGCAAGAAGUUUGGCACAGAAGAUCGUAGCUACGUAUCAGCUGUGUUCAGAACAGCUCUCGUCCCAGUCUCAUUAUGACUAUGGCAUGAGGGCUGUUAAGUCUGUGCUUACUGCUGCUGGGAAUCUCAAGCUUCGUUAUCCAGACGAUGAUGAAGGGGAGCUUAUGUUAAGAGCUGUAUUGGAGGUCAAUCUUGCCAAGUUCUUGGCACAGGAUGUGCCUCUGUUCGAAGGAAUCAUCUCGGACUUGUUUCCCGGCACUAGUUGGCCCAACCCCGACUACGGAGUUUUGAUGGACGCUCUCAGAGAGAACUGCAAGAUUCGUAAUUUACAGGCGACAAAGUGGUUCCUUAAGAAAAUCAUUCAGGUUUACGAGAUGAUGAUCGUCAGACAUGGUUUUAUGAUAGUUGGAGAUCCACUCGGAGGAAAGACAAUGGCGUUCAAGGUGCUGUCUGAUGCGAUGUCAGAUCUCAACAAAGCAGGAUAUCCGUAUCAAAAGGUGAUUUACAAGAUCAUCAAUCCAAAGUCUAUAAGCAUGGGUGAAUUGUAUGGCUGCUUUGACCCAGUCUCCCAUGAGUGGUCAGAUGGUGUUCUAGCCAACUCUUUUAGAGAGCACGCGUCGUCCACUACAGAGGACAGGAAAUGGUUGAUCUUUGAUGGGCCAGUAGAUGCUGUGUGGAUCGAGAACAUGAAUACUGUGUUAGACGACAACAAGAAAUUAUGUUUGAUGAGUGGUGAAAUCAUCCAAAUGAACAACAAACAGAGUUUGAUAUUUGAGCCCGCAGACCUGGAGCAAGCUUCUCCUGCUACAGUCAGUCGCUGUGGUAUGAUCUACCUUGAACCUCACCAACUUGGCUGGGAACCACUGAUGGAUUCUUACAUGAACACGCUUCCUAAGAGCUUGAAUGCGGAGCAUUUGGAAACCAUCAGGGCCUUGUUCAUGUGGCUUGUACAUCCAUGUUUGUCCUUUCUCCGCCGCGAGUGCAAGUUUUUCAUCAAUACGUCCAACAUGCAUCUUGUGAAUUCCUUUAUGAAUCUGUACACGUGUUUGUUGGAUGAAAUCGCUAUGCAAGAUCAAGCUGAAGGCGCUGACAGAAUGUCAAGCUCACAGAUCACCAGCUGGCUCCAGUGUCUGUUUAUCUUUGCCAUGGUUUGGUCCAUUGGCGGCACUAUAAACGGCGACAGUCGCAAGAAGUUUGACGCAUUUUUCAGAUUGCUGAUCAGCGGAACGGAUAAAGAUCACCCCAAACCUAACAACAUUAAGAUGACUAAGCAAAAUGUGUUUCCUGAUCGUGGAACUGUUUACGACUUUUAUUUCGUGAAACAAGCCAGUGGCUCGUGGAACAACUGGAUUGAAAGGGUAGACAAAGCUAAAACUGCCAUUCCAAAGGAUGCAAAGGUCAGCGAGCUGAUGAUUCCUACAGAUGAAACUGCUCGGCAGAUGUUUUUCUUGGAAGCUUUCCUCACUCAUGGGAAGCCAUUGCUGUUUAUUGGUCCCACGGGAACAGGAAAGUCCGCCAUCACUAACAACUACAUCGUUAGGAUGCCCAAAGAAAAGUAUCUUCCAAUCAACAUAAACUUCUCAGCGCGAACCAGUGCAGGUCAAACUCAGGACAUCAUUAUGGCUAAGCUAGACAGGCGUCGCAAGGGAGUGUACGGUCCACCUCCUGGUAAGAAAUGUGUUGUGUUUGUGGAUGAUCUCAACAUGCCGUCUAAGGAGAAGUAUGGUGCCCAGCCCCCCAUUGAGUUGUUGAGACAGUGGCAGAAUCAUUCUCACUGGUAUGACCGCAAGGAUACAUCCAAAUUGGAACUUAUGGAUAUGCUGUUCGUGUCAGCAAUGGGACCUCCAGGUGGUGGCCGUAAUGACAUCUCUGAUCGAUUUACACGCCAUAUGAAUAUCAUAUCUAUUGACUCAUUUGAUGAUAACACUAUGACUAAGAUAUUCACCUCCAUUGUGGACUGGCACUUUGCUAAGGGAUUUGACUCUUCCUUCGGAAGACUGGGAAAGAUCCUUGUUCAAGCAACAAUGCAGGUAUACAAGUCUGUCGUGGAGAAAUUCCUUCCCACCCCUAGCAAGUCACACUAUGUCUUUAACCUGCGUGAUUUCGCGCGCGUCGUGUUUGGAGUACUCCUCGUUCCCUCCACACACCUUCAAGAGGGGGAUAAGUUGAUUCGACUGUGGAUCCACGAAGUGUACCGAGUGUUUUACGAUCGGCUAAUCGACAACAACGAUCGAGUGAUGUUCUUUGAGAUGAUGAAAGAGACAACUAAACAGCAGUUUAAGAAAGACAUGGAUGGCUUACUGGACCACAUCGUGCCAACAGGACAGAAACUCAAGGAUGAUCAUAUCAGGAGUUUAUUUUUUGGUGACUACAUGGUCCCCGAUAGCGCUGAACGAAUCUAUGAUGAAGUCACCGAUUUAACACUGUUAACUCAACAAAUGGAAGGAUACCUAGAUGAGUUUAAUCAGAUGAGCAAGACGCCGAUGUCUCUUGUGAUGUUCAAGUUCGCCAUUGAGCACAUCUCGCGAGUAGCUCGCGUAUUGAAACAAGACAAUGGACACUGUCUACUCGUCGGUAUUGGCGGAAGUGGUCGUCAAAGUGCAACCCGUUUGGCUACAUUCAUGGCGGACUAUGAUCUUUUCCAAAUUGAGAUAACUAGAAACUACACGAAGAAUGAAUGGAGAGAGGACGUCAAAAAGAUGCUGAUCAAAGCCGGGGUGGACGGAAAGCAGACAGUGUUCCUGUUCAGUGACAAUCAAAUUAAGGAAGAGUCAUUUGUGGAGGAUAUCAAUAUGAUUCUGAAUACUGGUGAUGUUCCAAACAUCUUUCCCGCAGAUGAGAAGGCGGACGUUAUUGAAAAGAUGCAAACUGUGGCCAGAGUAGAGGGCCGUAAAAUCGACGCUACCCCGCUGGCGAUGUACAACUUCUUUAUCGAGCGAGUCCGUGCGAAUCUUCAUGUGGUAUUGGCUAUGAGUCCCAUUGGUGAUGCUUUCAGAAGCCGAAUGCGAAUGUUUCCUUCACUCAUCAACUGUUGUACUAUCGACUGGUUCCAGGCAUGGCCGGAAGACGCACUGGAGAUGGUGGCCAACAAAUUUCUUGAAGAAGUGGACAUGGCCCACGAAGUUCGUAAAAAAUGUGUGUACAUGUGCAAGUAUUUCCAUGAGAGUGUCAGAGAAUUAUCAGACAGCUUUUACGACUCUCUAAGACGCCGUAAUUACGUCACGCCUACGUCUUAUCUUGAACUCAUCAUGACGUUCAAGAAACUCUUGGACAUCAAACGACAAGAAAUAAUGACACUCAAACAGCGUUACGUCACAGGUUUGGAGAAGUUGGACUUCGCUUCCUCCCAAGUAUCCGUCAUGCAACAAGAGCUCAGUGAUCUGCAACCAGAGCUCAUCAAGACCUCAGCGGAAACGGAAAAACUGAUGGUAAAAAUUGAACAGGAUACUGUUGAAGUUGAAGCCAAGAAAGAGGUUGUAGCAGCUGACGAGGCAGUAGCCAGUGAAGCAGCUGCUGUAGCAAAAGGAAUAAAGGAGGAAUGCGAGAGUGAUUUGGCAGAAGCCAUGCCGGCGCUAGAGGCGGCCAUGCAGGCCCUGAACACACUCAAACCAAGCGACAUUAGCAUGGUUAAAACCAUGAAGAACCCACCUGCUGCAGUGAAACUGGUCAUGGAAGCUGUAUGCAUCAUGAAAGGCCUUAAACCCGAAAGAAAACCUGAUCCCUCGGGCUCGGGACGAAUGGUAGAAGACUACUGGGGACCUUCUCAGAAGAUGCUGGGAGACAUGAAAUUUUUGGAGUCUUUGAAAGUUUACGACAAGGAUAACAUUCCAGCAGCCAUUAUUAAAAAGAUCAGAGAUAAAUAUGUAACUAAUCCUGAUUUUGACCCCAAUAACAUUCGCUCAGUCUCCUCAGCUUGCGAAGGAUUAUGUAGAUGGGUUCGCGCUAUGGAAGUUUACGAAAGAGUUGCGAAGGUUGUCGCACCCAAGAAGAUAAAGCUUGCUGAAGCAGAGGCCGAACUUUCCGUGCAAAUGGAGAAAUUAAACGCCAAGCGAGCUCAGCUGAAAGAGGUUGUCGAUAAACUUCAAGCGCUGAAUGACGAAUUUGACGCGAUGACCAACAAGAAGAAGGAAUUGGAGGCCAACAUUCUGAUCUGCGAGCAGAAGCUGGACCGAGCGGAAAAACUGAUUGGAGGACUGGGAGGCGAGAAAGACCGCUGGACGGAAGCAGCGCGGGUGCUGGGUGAGAGAUAUGACAGGAUCACUGGUGAUGUACUUCUGUCUUCAGGGGUAGUGGCAUACCUGGGCCCUUUCACAGUCGACUUUAGGAACGACUGUAUAUUCAGUUGGGUAGAACAAUGCAAUGUUAAAAAGAUCCCAUGUUCGGAAUCGUUCUCUCUGAAUGCGACUCUUGGUAGCCCAGUAAAGAUUCGCGCGUGGAACAUUGCUGGUCUUCCUGUGGAUUCCUUCUCAGUUGACAACGGCAUUGUUGUGGAUAAUGCACGAAGAUGGCCGCUUAUGAUAGACCCUCAAGGUCAAGCCAAUAAAUGGAUCAAGAACAUGGAGAAGGAAAACAAACUAUCCGUGAUCAAACUUUCUGACUCAAAUUACAUCCGUACCCUGGAAAACAGUAUUACGUUUGGUACGCCAGUGUUGAUGGAAAAUGUUGGAGAAGAAUUGGAUCCCAUACUUGAGCCUUUACUUCUAAAACAGACAUUCAAACAAGGCGGCGUGGAGUACCUCAAACUCGGCGAAAACAGCAUCGAGUAUUCACGUGACUUCCGAUUUUACAUCACCACGCGCCUGCGUAAUCCGCAUUACCUGCCGGAAAUCUCCGUCAAGGUGACACUUGUGAACUUCAUGAUCACCCCCCUGGGUCUGGAAGAUCAAUUGCUGGGGAUUGUAGCCGCUAAAGAGAAACCUGAACUUGAGGAAAAGAAGAAUCAGCUUAUUUUGGAAAGUGCUGCAAAUAAAAAACAGCUCAAAGAAAUCGAAGAUAAGAUUCUAGAGGUCUUGUCGUCGUCUGAGGGAAAUAUCUUGGAGGAUGAAACCGCAAUCAAAAUCCUUUCUUCGUCUAAAGUUCUUUCCGAAGAAAUCUCUGCCAAGCAGGAAAUCGCCACGGCAACAGAAAAAGAAAUAGACGAGACACGUAAUGGCUACAAGCCUGUCGCAGUACACUCGUCUAUAUUGUUCUUCUGCAUCUCGGACCUGGCUAAUAUUGAGCCUAUGUACCAGUACUCACUCGCUUGGUUUAUUAACCUGUACCUUCAGUCUAUCAGCAACAGCCGUCCUUCAGCUGACUUGGAAGAAAGAAUCGAAAAUUUGAACGAUCACUUUACGCACAGCGUUUACUCCAACGUGUGCCGCUCACUGUUUGAGAAGGACAAGCUGUUGUUUUCCAUUACUCUGACCAUCGGCAUCUUGACGGGAAGGGGUAAAGUUGAUGAUCGAGUUUGGAGAUUUCUGUUAACUGGAGGUGUUGCUUUGGAAAACCCAUUCCCAAACCCGUGCUCAGAGUGGUUGAGCGAGAAAGCCUGGUCCGAGAUCGUGAGGGCCUCCGAUCUACCCAACCUAAAUGGACUCAAAGACAGUUUUCCAGAUCCAGGUUGGAAAGCAUUCUAUGACUCAGCAACUCCACAUUCCGAGAAAAUGCCCGAUCCUUGGGAUGCUGUGUCGGGUUUAGACAGACUGGUGAUUCUGCGUUGUCUCAGGCCUGAUAAGGUUGUUCCCGCAGUCCAGGAUUACAUCGUGGAGAACAUGGGCCGUUCGUAUAUUGAGCCGCCCACAUUCAACCUUCAACUGAGCUAUAAUGAUUCUCAUUGCUGUGCGCCUCUGAUCUUUGUGUUGUCGCCUGGAGCCGAUCCAAUGGCUGGUCUGCUAAAGUUCGCAAGUGACAAAGGGUUUGGAGGAAACAGAAUUCAAACAAUAUCUCUCGGACAAGGGCAGGGUCCCAUAGCAGCUCGGAUGAUAGAACAGGCUCUAAAGAAAGGUACAUGGGUGGUGCUGCAAAACUGUCACUUAGCAACCAGCUGGAUGUCAAAACUGGAGAAGAUCUGUGAAGACGUCCUUGUGCCUGAUAACACACACAAAGAUUUCAGAUUAUGGCUCACGAGUUACCCGUCACCAGACUUCCCUGUCUCUAUUUUACAGAAUGGAGUGAAGAUGACCAACGAACCUCCAAAAGGUCUGCGCUCGAACUUGUUACGAUCCUACCUAAACGACCCCAUUUCAGACAGGGAGUUCUUUACUGCUUGCAAUAAGCCAGCACCUUGGGAGAAGCUGUUGUUUGGUCUUUGUUUCUUCCACGCCUUGGUGCAGGAGAGAAGGAAGUUUGGUCCCUUGGGGUGGAACAUUCCGUAUGAGUUCAACGAGUCGGAUUUAAGGAUCAGUAUGAGACAAUUACAGAUGUUUUUAAACGACUAUGAUGAAGUGCCCAUGGACGCUCUGACCUAUUUGGUUGGGCAGUGUAAUUAUGGCGGUCGGGUGACUGAUGACAAAGAUCGUCGAUUGUUGGUUUGCCUUCUGUCGAUUUUUAUGUGUGAUGAGAUCAUAGAAAGUGAUGAUCACAGAUUUUCAGACAGCGGUACAUAUUACGCGCCCACCAAGGGAGACUACGAAUCUUACGUGGAUUACAUCCGGGACUUACCUCUCAUUCCUCAUCCGGAAGUGUUUGGUCUCCAUGAAAAUGCCGACAUCACCAAGGACCAGAAGGAAACUCAGGAGUUGUUUGACAGCAUAUUGUUGACCCUGCCCCGUCAGACAGGAGGCGGUGGGAAGUCAUCAGCUGAGGUGAUAGAGGAACUUGCUGCUGACAUCUUGUCUAAGUUUCCUCCCCCGUUUGACAUAGAGAUGGUGAUGAACAAGUACCCUGUGGUUUACGAGGAGUCCAUGAACACUGUGCUGAGACAAGAACUCAUCAGGUUUAACCGACUCACAGAGGUGGUGCGAAGUACGCUCUACAAUCUACAGAAGGCUAUCAAGGGUUUGGUUGUUAUGUCAGGUGAUCUUGAAGACGUGUUUAACAAUAUGUUGGUCGGAAAAGUCCCGGCAGUUUGGUCUGCUAAAUCCUAUCCGUCCCUAAAACCUCUGGGAAGCUAUGUCACUGAUCUGUUGGAAAGAUUAACAUUCUUCCAAGACUGGAUCGACCAUGGCGUGCCUAACGUGUUCUGGGUCUCUGGAUUCUAUUUCACCCAAUCGUUCUUGACAGGCGCCCGCCAAAACUUUGCUCGGAAGUACACUAUUCCUAUUGAUCACGUGGGUUUCCAGUUUGAAGUAACGAAGAGCGAAAGAGAGAUGGAAAACAAGCCUGAAGAUGGGGUUUAUGUAUACGGCCUGUUUUUAGAAGGAGCCCGCUGGGAUAGAGAAAAAAUGGUGGUAUCUGAAUCUCAGCCAAAAAGUUUAUUUGAUACUUUACCUGUGAUGUGGAUCAUUCCUGGCGAAAAAUCCUCUUUCAAACCCAAAGCCACCUACUCCAGCCCAGUGUACAAGACAAGCGCUCGCCGGGGUACUUUGUCCACAACUGGUCACUCGACAAACUUUGUUAUGUACGUGGACCUGCCGUCCAAUAAACCCGAGAGGCACUGGGUCAACAGGGGCGUUGCACUGCUUUGUCAAUUAGAUGACUAGUGAUGAGUGACGGAUCAUUUAUAUCGCUUUAAAUGGCUUCCUCUUUCUUUUCCUUUAUUGUGAGAAUUUUGUUUGGGGAGUGCGCAAUUGAAUUACUGCUUAUUUAUAAAAGAAAUAACUUAUUGUCAUCAAACGAAUCUUAAUGUGAAACAGUUUGAAAUUCAGGUAUAGUGUGAACUUUUUCGGAUUUCUUCUCCUUUGUCUUUUCCCGUUUAAAGUAGCCACAGUAUUUUGAGGAUUUUUUUUCUUUCACAUUAGAAAUCAUACUUUCAUACGUCCUUUUCAGUUUCAAUCAAAGCUUUGCAUACGUAGUUUGAUAUCCUUGUUUAAAGAGUGAAAACGUAUUUAUUGGCAAAAACUGUUGCAGAGCAACAAAAGUAAGGCCUUCUCAGUUGUACAUAGCCAGAGUUAUUUUUAAAAACGCAUGGUAACUUGAGUUAAGAGUUGUUUGUAACUAGACUAAAACUUCAUCCUAGUUUUGUAUUCAGAAGAGUGAGGUAAACCACAAAUAUGUCAUUAAACGAUCAUAGUAAUACACAGAA
Molecule: messenger RNA, 12890 nt
Organism: Stylophora pistillata
Lineage: Eukaryota; Metazoa; Cnidaria; Anthozoa; Scleractinia; Pocilloporidae
Product: dynein axonemal heavy chain 3
Biological process (GO): microtubule-based movement
Cellular component (GO): dynein complex
Molecular function (GO): ATP hydrolysis activity; dynein light intermediate chain binding; ATP binding
Source: RefSeq, a predicted model, not a curated record